UAUAGUCUAUAGAUAUAAUUUUCAUUCACAUUUUCUUUUCUCGGUCGCAUAGUGUAAAUAAUUAAUUACAAAGUUUAAUUAAUUUUGCCUUGCUAUCUACAUAUCAUAGAAGUAAACAAUAAUGAGCUAUCUAAACAAAUUGUUUUGUAUCGUGUGGUAAAAUAAACUUACCUAUGUGAUUUAAAGCCCUCAAAAAUGGAUUCUACUGCGUGCGAUUACGAAGAUGGUGAAAUUCCUAUUUGGCAGGAGCCUCGAUGUGAACCUUUAGGAGCACCUAAAGAAAACCUUUGCGAUGAAGCAUCUCCCGAACAAUCGUCGGGUGACCGAAUACAUGCUUUGGAAGAGGAACAAGAAAUCCUAUCGUCGUCAGUAUUUUCGUUGACUUCGCACCUCGCACAGGUUGAAUUUAGACUCAGACAAAUUCUUAAAGCUCCUCCAGAAGAGAAAGAUGCUAUGUUACAAGCGCUCGAAGAGUUUACUUCUCGCGGAGUUGAUUCGAGAGAGGCACCCCAAGGAAGUACAGACGAUGGCGCUUGCAGUGAAUGUGUAGAGUUAGAAAGGAAAAUACGCAGUCAGCGAGCAAAGCAAGCACGAUUCGUGGACAGAUUAAAAAAUCAACUGAAAGAGCUCGAAAGAUUCGCUGCUAGUACUUCUAAACUUGACGAUUCAAAACAUAGAUCCCUCAUAGAGCAUCUGCGUAAGGAAAUCGAUCGAAGCUUAGAAGAAGGCUGUCAUCAACCACUUACAACAGAUGAAUUACGACAUCAGAUUGACUGUGCAGUUCGUCAGUAUGCAGAUAGGCAGCUUUCAAAGGAUGAAAUUAUCAGCAAACUUCAAACUCAUAUAGAUGAUAUGCAAAAGUUCAUUAGGCUGAUGAAAAAUGAAGAAUUUAAUGGCAAACCUCAGACUAGUAAAUCUGAACCAAAAAAAGUGGGGAAACCAAAUACUUUUGACAAGACUUACAGUAAGAAUAAAGUAAAUGAUGAGCUUAAAGCUGAAACUAUAAACUUGAUGAGAAAAGCUUCAACUUUGAUUCAAAUAUUUACUGUAUCUCAGUUUGGUUGUUCGCCAAACACAAAUAAAAGGUAUGAAAGUAAAUCUUCAACACUAGUUACACAUUGGGGGAACUUACGAGCAAAGUUAGAAAUGUCAAUAGAUGCUGUACUUCAUAUGGUGUCAAGGGAAAGACUGUCACAGUCUAUUAUUGACAGUUAUGACAGUGAAUCAGAGGAAGGAGGAAUAAUUAUUAAUGAUGCUCCAUUAACAACGGCAGUAAGACGUCACUUGGCUAUUAAUUUGAGGGACUUACUACAGCAUGGCCUUGUUGGACAAGAAACAACUUCCCUGGUACCAAUUAUAGGCUGUUUUCCAGUCAGAAGGUCAUCAACAUCACAUUCAAUUCACAUAUGGGAAGUUAUUUUACGUUACUAUGAUUUGAAUGAUGGUGAUCGUUUUAAUUCAACGCCUGCAAGGAAACUGAGUCAAAGCUUUAAUCUAGAUAUAGUUGGAGGUACGGCAAUUACCAAUAAACAGAGUUUGUUAAGUGCUAUUGGAGGUAUUCUAGCAUCACACACCCCAUAUAAACGAAGCUAUGACGCCCAUUUUAAAGCAUUUGUUUGCGCUGCAUUGAACGCUCACAAACUUGUUAUUUGGUUGAAUAUAAUGUUGAAAUGUAGGUCUCUAGUAGAUUCCUACUACUCCUCCACAAGUUAUGUAGUUAAUACAGGAUUUCAAGAUGCCUUACAGAGUCUCGAUAGACUAACGCCAUAUAGUUUUGAUCUGCCUGUUGAUCUGGCUGUGAAGCAAUUCCAGAAUAUAAAAGACGUAUUUAUGUAAGUUUAAGUCGCCUUCCAUAUUGCUCUGUGUAUUUAUAUAAUGUGUAAACUCUAGUCCACUAUUAUAAGUUUAAAUAACUAGUUAACUCGAUGAAUGUAAAAUUUUGACAAAUUUUCAAAUUCAUUGACUUGAUUACUUUUAGUUUUGAUCUGAUAUAUUGGCCUAUCAUUUAGAGAAAUGUAAAUGCUUUCUUAUGUAUAGAUAUGUAUUUAGAUUUAAUUGUAAUGUAUAGCAAAUGAAACUAUUAUUUAUUUAGUUUAUGUUGUUUAUCUGUAAAGAAGUGAUACUUUGUGAAGAAGAUUUAGCUGCAGUUUUAUGGUAGCAUUAAGAACUAUUUUAGGUUUCUAGUAAUCCUUUGCUUCAGUUUUAAAGAAGUUGACUUUGUAGGUUUGUUCAAGAGAUAUGUUAUUGUAAAUGUAUUAACAAAAUAUAUGGCUAAUUAUACAAUAUUUAUAUCUUAGACUUUGUACUGUCUAUAAAUCUUUUCACAUUAGUUUUAGUUUUUUUGUAUUUUUUAAAUAAUGUAUUACGUUAAAUUCAAGUUGUUUGAACUCAAAAGUUAUACCAACCUUUCUACAUAAUAUUUAGUACUUAUAUUAAUAUGAUCAGAAAUUGUAUAUGUAUUACUUCUUAUCUCAUAUUAUGCUCAUGCUUUUUUUGUUCAUAAAAAUAAUAUACCUACAUGCAAUAUUUAGUUUACUUAUAGGCAAAAUGUUCAAUGAUGUACCACUUUACCUAAAAUAGUGAAAAUACAGUUGCACCUAUUUUCAAUCUUUGUCUUACAAGUACAAUAUAGAAAUAAAACAUUCCAUUUAUAUGAGUGAAAUAUAUUAUGAAUAUAAUGUUAUUUCUGCAGAAUUUAUUUUGUGAUAGUACGGCUGUAAGUUUAUGAAAUAUAAACCAAAGAUACAUUCCCAUUUAUUUUACCAAAGAUAGUGUACUUACUUAUCAUAGGAAUUAAUUUUAUUGCAAAUAUAUUCAGUUGAAAAA
Molecule: messenger RNA, 2826 nt
Organism: Colias croceus (clouded yellow)
Lineage: Eukaryota; Metazoa; Arthropoda; Insecta; Lepidoptera; Pieridae
Product: RUN domain-containing protein 1
Exons: 1
Coding region: 196-1836 (546 amino acids)
Source: RefSeq, a predicted model, not a curated record